AGCUUUCAAUAGCACGUAGUAUACCUUCAGUUCUGUUUUACAUUUUGACUGCGAUAGAUUGAAUAAAUCCGUUCUGUUGGCAAUGAAUCUUCGAAUUUUCGCAUUUUUGUGUGCGUUGGCCACAACAAUCCAUGGAUAUAAUGUGUUAGUGAUGGUGCCUAUAAAUGGGAAAAGCCAUUGGAAUUACAUGGAAGUGUUCGUUAAGGAGCUGAUUAAUCGUGGACAUCAAGUGACUUGCAUCACGAGCAUAACUAUCAGUGGACCGAAACCUGAUAACUACACUGAAAUUCUUAUCGAUCCACCGUUUAACUUGCAGAAUAUCAUAAAACAUGAGGAUAUGUUUUCGACCGUUUCGGAUUCACCAUUCAAAACAGCAGCAAUAUUUCCAAUGUUUGCUAACAUGUCAACUGACUAUGCGCUUAGCAGCAAAAAUGUUCAAGAAUUUAUCAAGCGGACCGAUUUAUAUUUCGAUUUGGUUAUAAAUGAGGAAAUCUAUCACGAUGUAUUUCUUAUGUUUGGAAAGAAAUUCAAUGCACCAGUGGUGACGAUUUGUCCUUAUGGAAUCGCCAACUUUUUCGAUUACGACAUGGGCCUCACAACACCACUUUCCCAUAUAAGUCAUACAAUGCUUACAUUUACCGAUAAAAUGGACUUCAGCCAGAGAUGGUAUAAUGCCAUGCUCUCUUUAUAUGAUUACAUUUUACAUCGUUUCAUUCACAUUUCGGCGCAAACCAAAAUUCUCAAGCGGCAUUUUGGUCACAUGGAGCCGUUGCCAUCGAUUGAUGAGCUUCGCAAGAAUAUUUCUCUGAUUUUUGUCAACGCACACCGAAGCAUCACGUAUCCACGUCCUUCGAUGCCCGGGUUGAUCUUUAUUGGUGGGGCACACAUCAAACCACCGAAGCCACUGCCAAAUAAUAUUCAGCAAUUUUUAGACGAAGCAAAGCACGGUGUUAUCUACUUUAGUUUAGGAACUGUUGUUAAUACGUCAAAAAUGCCAAAAGAAAAACUUCAAGUAUUUUUAGACACUUUCCGGAGGUUGAAGCAAAGAGUCAUUUGGAAAUUAGAAAAUGAAUCUAUUCCAAACUUGCCGAAAAAUGUGAUGGUAAAAAAAUGGUUGCCUCAGACCGAUAUACUCGCCCACAAAAAUAUCGUUCUUUUCAUUUCGCAUGGCGGCAUGUUUUCAAAUUUCGAGGCUAUCAAUUACGGUCAUCAGCUAUUGGUGAUUCCAUUUGUGGGCGAUCAAUACAGAAAUGCAAUUCGAGUGGCAAGCACUGGAUAUGGAAAGUUCAUGGAUUUCAGAGACAUAACAAACGAGUCCUUGUAUGGUACCAUCAAUGAAAUGUUAACGGAUGACGUGUAUUCGAAGAAGGCAAAAGAGAUCUCAGCGAUAUUCAGGGAAAAUCAAGUCCACCCGAUGGACGAUUUCAUUUGGUGGAUUGAGUAUGUCAUAAAAUUUCGAGGAGCGAAACAUCUGAAGUCCGUUGCUGCCGACAUGCCAUUGUUUUCUUACCUACUAUUGGACGUGAUAUUGGUCAAUUUGUUCGCAGUCUCAGCUGUUAUAUUUGGUGUUUAUUUCUUUAUAAAUAGAGUUUUGUUCAGGAAGAAGAGUAUCGCAUUGGAUAAAAAACAACAAUAAAUGAAUAGAAUAGACUUAAGCUUCAACUUCUCCAAGCUAAGAUAGUAGUUAACUAAAUAAAAUACCCGCACAAAAUAGAAGCAGUUGGUAACACAUUUUUAAAUUAUGAAAAAG
This is a messenger RNA of Sitodiplosis mosellana (orange wheat blossom midge), 1750 nucleotides long. Its product is annotated as UDP-glucosyltransferase 2-like. Gene Ontology annotation, molecular function: UDP-glycosyltransferase activity. Lineage: Eukaryota; Metazoa; Arthropoda; Insecta; Diptera; Cecidomyiidae. The record is from RefSeq and is a predicted model, not a curated record. The transcript has 6 exons. Bases 83 to 1636 code for a protein of 517 amino acids.